AGCCUGGAGGAGCGGUGUAACCGGAUCCUGAGGAACAUGGAGGCCUCUCUGACAGCCCGGGAUCGCGUGGGCAUCCAGGAUUUCGUUCUUUUGGACGCCUACACGAGUGAGACUGCCUUCCUGGACAACCUGAGGAAGCGCUUCCAUGAGAAUCUCAUUUACACCUACAUUGGGACUCUCUUGGUGUCGGUCAACCCAUACAAAGAGUUAGAUAUCUACAGCAAGAAGCAAAUGGAUACCUACAUGGGCGUAAACUUCUUUGAGCUGCCACCUCAUAUUUAUGCGCUAGCAGACAACGUCUUCCGCACCAUGCAGUCUGAGUUCAGCAACCACUUCAUCCUCAUCUCAGGGGAGAGUGGGGCCGGCAAGACCGAGGCCUCCAAGAAAAUCCUGCAAUUCUAUGCCGUCAGUUGUCCAAGUACCAAACUCCUGAACAACGUCCGGGACAGGCUCCUUCUCUCCAAUCCAGUGCUUGAGGCUUUUGGAAAUGCCAAAACCCUGAAGAAUGACAACUCAAGCCGCUUUGGGAAAUACAUGGACAUCCAGUUCGACCACCAGGGUGGUGCAGUUGGCGGACACAUCCUCAGCUACCUGCUGGAGAAGUCCCGCGUGGUCCACCAGAAUCAUGGGGAGAGAAACUUCCACAUCUUCUAUCAGCUGGUGGAGGGAGCAGAGGAAGAGUUGCUGCGCUGGCUUGGCCUGGAGAGAAACUGCCAGCACUACAGUUACCUGGUGCAGGGUGAUUGUGCCAAAGUUAGCUCCAUCAAUGACAAAAGUGACUGGAAGAUGGUGCGGAAAGCCCUCUCUGUCAUAGAGUUCAGUGAGACCGAUAUUGAGCACCUGUUUGGAAUAAUUGCUAGCGUGCUACAUCUGGGAAAUAUCAAGUUUGAAGCAGAUGUUCGAGGAUAUGCGUCUCUCAACAACAACCAGGAGAUGCACUGGGUGUCAAAGUUGCUGGGGAUUCCUACUCAGGUGCUACAACAGGGCUUAACCCACAGGAAGAUUGAAGCCAAAACGGAGGAGGUGUUUAGUCCCUUCUCUGUGGACCAUGCAGUAUAUGCCAGGGAUGCCCUUGCCAAAGCCAUCUAUGGUCGCACGUUCAACUGGCUGGUCAACAAGAUCAAUGAAUCUUUAGCUAACAGGGAUUCCUCCAGGAAAACAGUGAUUGGUCUGUUGGACAUCUAUGGUUUCGAGGUUUUCAAUGUGAACAGCUUUGAACAGUUUUGCAUCAACUACUGCAAUGAGAAACUGCAGCAGCUUUUCAUCCAGCUGACCCUCAAGUCAGAGCAGGAGGAGUACGAGAUGGAAGGGAUUGAAUGGGAACCAGUGCCAUAUUUCAAUAACAAGAUAAUUUGUGAUCUUGUGGAGGAGAAACACAGAGGAAUCAUUUCUUUAUUGGACGAGGAAUGUUUACGUCCCGGAGAGGCCACAGAUCUCACCUUACUGGAGAAGAUGGAGGAAAAGAUUGGUGGUCAUCCUCAUUUUGUCACACAUAAACUUGCCGACCAAAAGACGAGGAAAACACUGGAAAGAGGAGACUUCCGCCUCUUGCACUAUGCUGGGGAGGUUACAUACUGUGUUGUUGGAUUCUUGGACAAAAACAAUGAUCUCUUGUAUCGAAAUGGGAAAGAGGUAAUGCGACAGUCCAAGAAUGCAAUUAUCAAACACUGUUUUCCUUCUUCUGAACCGGACAGCAAGAGGAGACCUGAAACUGUGGUGACUCAGUUUAAGAGCAGCCUGGUGGGCUUGACUGAGAUCUUAAUGUCCAAAGAGCCCUGGUACGUCCGCUGCAUUAAACCCAAUGAAGCCAAGCAGCCAGGACGCUUUGAUGAUGUGUUGGUGAGACAUCAGGUGAAGUACCUGGGGCUGAUGGAGCACCUGAGGGUCAGGCGUGCUGGGUUUGCUUACCGACGCAAAUAUGAAAUCUUUCUCCAAAGGUAUAAGCCUCUGUGUCCCGACACCUGGCCCAACUGGAAAGGUACGGCGGCGGAAGGUGUGCAUCGCCUGAUAAAACACCUGGGCUACAAACCUGAUGAGUACAAGAUGGGCAGGACCAAAAUCUUCAUCCGACAUCCAAGAACUCUGUUUGCAACAGAAGAUGCCUUUCAGGUCUGCAAACAUAAGCUAGCAACAAGGAUUCAGGCCAAGUACAAAGGCUACAGAGUUAAAGGAGACUAUUUAAAACAGAGAGAGGCUGCCACUAAGAUUGAGAACUGCUGGAGAGGUCUGAUGGCGAGAAAGGAGCGUGAAAAGAGGGCAUGGGCUGUCAAGGUCAUCAAGAAGUUCAUUAAAGGUUUCAUAACUAGAAACCAGCCAGCCUGCAUUGAGAACAGUGAGUACCUGGCCUAUGUGAGGCAGAACUAUCUUACACGGCUGCGGGAAACCCUUCCCAAAACAGUCCUGGAGAAAGACUCGUGGCUCACCCCUCCACCUAUAAUGCAGGAGGCUUCUCAACUCUUGAAGAAGCUCUACAUUCGCCACAUGGUCGGGAAGUAUGUCCGAGGAAUGACCCCACAGAGGAAAGCGCAGCUUCUGCUAAAAGAACAGGCGAGCUCCAUGUUCAAAGGAAAGAAAGAAAACUAUCCCUACAGUGUGUGCAGACCGUUCGUGGACACCAGGAUAGGUGCAGAGGACAUAAACAUCAAAGUGCUUCAGAUGAUUCGGCAUGAGCAAAUCAAGUACAGCGUGCCAGUGGUGAAGUAUGACAGGAACGGGUUCAGGCCCCGUCUCCGGCAGCUCAUCUUCACCCUGGAAGCUGCCUACCUGGCUGAAGAGGCCAAGAUCAAGCAGCGGAUAGAUUACAGCUCUCUGAAAGGUGUGUCCGUCAGCAACCUGAGUGACAACUUCCUGAUCCUUCAUGUUACAUGUGAUGAUAUCAAGAAAAAGGGGGAUCUGGUUCUGCAGUGUGACUACCUGUUUGAGGCCCUGACUAAGCUGACUGUUAUUGCCAACAAGCAGAACUACAUCAAAGUGGUCCAGGGCAGUGUGCGAUUUGACAUCCAGCCUGGCAGAGAGGGGUUUGUGGACUUCAAGAGUGGUCAGGAGUCCAUGGUUUACAGGGCAAAGAAUGGCCAUUUGAUGGUGGAAUCGACGAAAACCAAGUCCAGAUGA
Messenger RNA from Chelmon rostratus (copperband butterflyfish), 3111 nucleotides. RefSeq names its product myosin IHb (gene myo1hb). Gene Ontology annotation, cellular component: actin cytoskeleton; myosin complex; vesicle. The record is from RefSeq and is a predicted model, not a curated record. The transcript has 31 exons. NCBI's taxonomy places the organism in Eukaryota, Metazoa, Chordata, Actinopteri, Chaetodontiformes, Chaetodontidae. Gene Ontology annotation, molecular function: ATP binding; microfilament motor activity; actin filament binding. Gene Ontology annotation, biological process: actin filament organization; vesicle transport along actin filament. The coding region runs from base 37 to 3111 and encodes 1024 amino acids.